ACGGCGAUUUGAACAGGCUGUGUGGAAGCCUCCAUGGUGGUGUGAGAGCUAACUUUGUCUUUGAUAAGUCAAUAUCAAAGGCUACAAACAAUGUCGCGCGUUCUAAUCGUGGGGGCUGGUCUGACUGGAAGUGUAUGCGCGUGCCUGCUUCGGAGAGAACUGCCAAACAAAUGUAAAAUUGUCGUCUGGGACAAAUCCCGUGGAGCAGGGGGUCGAAUGUCAACGAGUAGAAGCCCCACAGACUCUGCCUGCACGGUGGACCUCGGCGCUCAGUACAUCACAGCGACUCCAUACUAUGCUAAGAUACACCACAGUUUCUAUGAGGAGCUGCUGGCGCAGGGUAUACUACGUCCUCUGACCAGCUCCGUGGAGGGCAUGAUGUCCAGGGAAGACGGCCUGAAGAACUACGUCACACCAAAGGGAGUCUCAUCUAUAGUCAAACACUAUCUUAAAGAAUCAGCAGGAGCAGAGGUGCUGUUCGACCGCCACGUCACCCACGUCUACCGCAGAGGUGCAUCCUGGGAGGUGUGGCGCAAGGACGGCGAGCCCGAGCACUUCGACGCCGUGGUCCUCACCAUGCCCGUGCCCCAGAUCCUGCAGCUCCAGGGAGACGUGGGCUCAUUGAUGGCGAGUCCCCAGCGUGAGCAGCUGGAGGCGGUGAGCUACUCGUCGCGCUACGCCCUGGGCCUCUUCUUCGCUCCGCAAACGAACAUCGCCGCGCCGUGGGCCGCCAAGUACGUCUCCGACAGCCCCUGCAUCCGCUUCAUCGCCGUCGACGACCGCAAGCGCAACACAGAGUCGUCUGAGUACGGGCCGUCCAUGGUGGUGCACACCAGUGUGCCGUUCGGCAUCCAGCACCUGGAGGAGGAGAAGGAGCGCGUGCAGCCCCUCAUCAUGGACGAGCUGCAGCGUCUCAUGCCCGACCUGCCGCAGCCCGCCAGCAUCAAGUGCCAGAAGUGGAGGUACUCCCAGGUGACGCAGUCGGUGGCGGAUUGCCCGGGCCAGAUGACGCUGCUGGGCCAGCCGCUGCUGGUGUGCGGAGGGGACGCCUUCACCCACUCCAACUUCGACGGCUGCAUCGAGUCCGCCCUCCAGGUCUUCGGCGUGCUCAAGUCAUCCCUCUGAAUACAAUGAUAAAAAAAAGAGAAAGAAGAGAUACACGUACAGGCUCCUCUCCCCUGGAGAAUAGAUGAGAAUAGAAUUUGGAAUACUGUAUAAGGGGUUUUAUGUUGUUUCAUUUUUGGGAGGGGGUGUAGGGUUUAAGGAAAUGAUGGUGUGACUAAGAUGCCUUCUUUCAAAAAAAGAGAACUUGGAUGUAUGGAUUGAAUU
This is a messenger RNA of Engraulis encrasicolus (European anchovy), 1329 nucleotides long. RefSeq names its product renalase, FAD-dependent amine oxidase (gene rnls). The record is from RefSeq and is a predicted model, not a curated record. Lineage: Eukaryota; Metazoa; Chordata; Actinopteri; Clupeiformes; Engraulidae. Gene Ontology annotation, molecular function: oxidoreductase activity, acting on NAD(P)H. The coding region runs from base 91 to 1125 and encodes 344 amino acids. Gene Ontology annotation, cellular component: extracellular region. The transcript is spliced from 7 exons.